AUGGUGGACAUCGGCUCCUGGAUCCACACGCUGAUCCCUGUGCCCGGAAGACGACGUACCUGGCGGAACGUGGACACUGGUAGCCUGCCCGCCGGCUCUCGACGGCCCAUGGUCAUAGUCCAGCCCCGUGCCAUGGUCAUGGUCAUGCCCAUGGUCCAGCCCCGUGCCGGCAUCCGAGCCACGUCUGGGUCCAGCGACUCGUUGGACGUACUCUUCGUUCCCUGCGUAGCGACGCACCGGCGCAUGCGCACCGUCACCAACUACUUCCUGGUGAACCUGAGCGCAGCCGACCUGAUGAUGUCGCUGCUCAACUGCGUCUUCAACUUCAUCUUCAUGAUCAACUCAGACUGGCCGUUUGGCGCCACCUACUGCGUGCUCAACAACUUCAUCUCGAACGCCACGGUGGCCGCGAGUGCCUUCACUCUUGUCGCCAUCUCCGUCGACAGGUACAUGGCCAUCGUGCGGCCCUUGCAGCACAGCCUGUCCCGCAGCAAGGCGGGCGUGGCGCUGGUGGUGGUCUGGCUGAGCAGCGGCUCGCUGGCGCUGCCCUGCCUGCUCUACUCCAACGUCCUGACCAUGCGGUACGCGUCGGGGCAGUCGAGGAUCGUGUGCUACAUGAUGUGGCCUGACGGGAAGUACCCGAACUCGCUCAUCGAGUACAUGUACAACGUGGUGUUCCUGGCGCUGACGUACCUGGUGCCCGUCACCGUGAUGGCCGUGUGCUACACGCUGAUGGCUCGCGAGCUGUGGGGCAACCGCGCCAUCGGCGAGCUGACGCAGCGCCAGCUGGAGGCCAUCCGCUCCAAGAGGAAGGUCAUCCUGAUGUUCAUCAUCGUGGUGAGCAUCUUCGCGGUGUGCUGGCUGCCGUACCAUGGCUUCUUCAUCUACUCGUACCACAACACCGCCAUGACGGCGACGCGCUACGUGCAGCACAUCUACCUCGCCUUCUACUGGUUCGCCAUGGCCAACGCCAUGGUGAACCCGCUCAUCUACUACUGGAUGAACUGCAGGUUCCGGCUGUACUUCAAGCGGGUCAUCUGCCUGUGCUGCUGGCUGGGCAAGGACAAGCCCGACUCGUUCGAGCUGCCGACCACCAAGCACAGCCAGUCCGAGCUGGCCCGAGUGCGGUCUGCCAGCUGCCGGGCAGGUUCGCAGAAGUCGCGGCGCGCCCAGGAGGUGCUGGUGAGGCAGGUGGGGCCCGACGCGGUGAGGCACACGGCCGACUGGGCGGGGCCCUCUUGACUGCCCCCGGACGGCCGGGGGGCGGUCCUCGUCGCCGCCACGUAGCCCGCCCCGCGCGCGAGGCGCCGGCCCCUGCGACGUCAGCGGGCCCCACGAGACCGAGCAGUGGCACCUCUUCUGACAACUCUCCACUCAACGCAACAUUUCUGCAAGACAAUAACAUUUCCCACGAGACAAUACACAGUUUUAACAGCUUCUCCCUGAGGCGCCAAUCUACCUGCUGUAUAACGGAAUGUAGAACUUUAAAAAUCUGCAGUCAUAAAAUAUAAUUUGUUAUGGUAUAAAUAAAAAUUAACAUUUCUAAAAAUUAUUAUUCUGUUCACAAAAUUUUAUUAUUUCCAUUGAGAUUACAUUUUUUUUUGGUUUAUUUAGAAGCAUUUCUGAAUAAUGAAGGUACAUAUAAUAUGAAUUAAUUAUAUUACAUUUCCACUGUAACAAAUCUAGGUCAUAAAACAAGUUUUCAUUAUUUUGCUAGCUGCAGGACUGCAACCUGCACGUCAGUUCAGUGCCUUGAACCAAAAAGUGAACGGGGUUCAUCUUUGAUGCAUGCAAUGCUUUUCGCUAGAGGCAGUUCUCAGGAAAAUGUUUCAAACCAAGAUAGUAGGUAUUCCUCAAAACAAUACAGCUCUUCCCUGAUCCCAUGAUUAGUAAAAUUAUGUUUAAUUUAAGUUUAACACAGCACAGGAAUUUUUCGUUGUGGACAAGAGUGGUAUCUUCUCUCACACAGUAAGCAUCCCAUAAUGCCAACGACAUAAAACUGAUUCUAGUUGUAACACUCAGGACUUUUUGGCUUGUGCGCCUAAAAAAUGCAGAACAACUUCAAAUAGGUGGACGCCUCAAUUACUGCAGCUAUGCAUCUAUAUUAUUGGACCACUGCAAUACGCCUACAUAUAUUGUUAUAUUUAAUGUAUACUAUUUGAUAAUUGACUAUGUCCCAUAUUUUACAAGCACUGUUUGUUCUUGGCAUUGGCUUGUAAAACUGCAGAGCACAUGGCAAACAUGUGAUGAAUAUGAGAACAGAAUCCAUCUAAAUCUCAUUAUCUACUUAUCAAAACUUGAAAUGUUUGGUUGAGAUUCACUGUACUGUUGUACAAAGUCAUAAUUCAUGUUAAAUAUUGUUACGUAAUUUUAUUGGGUGCUAACAGCAAUUUUAACUGGGAACAGUUCUAUAUUCAUUUGUAAAAGUAAGGAAGUGAAAUCAAAACCAUUUACUGUUAUAUUUUAUAAUUACACAUAAUACUUGCAUUUCAAUAAAUUUCCUCCCCCUUCCUGAUAUUUUUAUUUAAUGCAGUCUGUUCAGAUUCGUAACAAUUAUAAAUAAAAAAGUGCAGCAACAUUUAUAAAAAAAUUUUGAAGUGUUUAAAAACUUAUGCAUUUGUAUGACAGUUUACAAUGUAUCCAACAGGUCUAUAUUUUCAAUUCAUGUAUGUGCACAUUAUGCUAUAAAACAUGAUGAAAUAUAAUUGCAAGCACUUCGGUGAUGUGAUAUCAAAUAGCCAUUUUAGGCAUUGCUGUAAUAGCUGCUCCUCUGUUUUGAAAAGUAAAAUCAUAAUUUUAUUUUGAAUAUUUAUUGGAAAAAGAUUCUUAAUGGUUCGUUAUGGUCGAUUGGUGAGUGUUAGUAUUUUAAGAUUCAUAAUCAUUACUUUACAUUUUUACUAUGAGAUUGAUUAUACUUAAUAUGUUAAUAGUAUAGACCCAUUAACAAUUAAAACCUAACAAAAUGGCCUCAUUUCACUGUGGUAAUCCCACGGUAUACCGAAAAGGGUUAUGACAGUAAACACACAUUUACAUAUAAGUGGAGCAUUGUUUCCAGUUACUAAAAACUGUAUUGCCCGUUGCAUAUUGACUCUCAAUAUUGUGAUUUCUGAUGUGCAUUUACUACACUUAAUUACAAAAUAAAGUUGUACUUACAAA
Messenger RNA from Bacillus rossius redtenbacheri, 3156 nucleotides. Its product is annotated as tachykinin-like peptides receptor 86C. The record is from RefSeq and is a predicted model, not a curated record. Gene Ontology annotation, biological process: G protein-coupled receptor signaling pathway. Bases 1 to 1242 code for a protein of 413 amino acids. The transcript is spliced from 9 exons. NCBI's taxonomy places the organism in Eukaryota, Metazoa, Arthropoda, Insecta, Phasmatodea, Bacillidae. Gene Ontology annotation, cellular component: plasma membrane. Gene Ontology annotation, molecular function: tachykinin receptor activity; neuropeptide Y receptor activity.